UUAGUUUGGCAUUUGGUCCUUAUUGCAGCUGCCUUGAGUUAAGGUUCGUGUAGUGCUGUCCUUACCAAGGGCAUUCCAGCAGUCUGGUCUGUGCAGACAGUUUAAAAUGGAAGCCACUCAGACCAUCUUGGGACAGUCAGCACUGGUGGCUUACACAUGGCGACUCGGCAUCAGCAAACCAAGGGAGAUCGUUGGGUGAUUGCUUCCAUUGGGUGACCAGUAUUAAAAAACAAGCAAAGAUUCUGACCGGCUGUCACUUUCCUGGUAACAGACUGGCAGAGCCUUCACCCUGCCAGGAACAGAAAUGGUGGGAUAAUGCAGGGACAAAUUGAGAUCUAGUGCUGGGAAGGGAGAGAGUUUUCACAAGUUUGACACACAGGUGAGGCUAGUUUCUUCUCAAGAACAGAGGUCUCUUCAGUGUAAGUCUCAGCCCCCUGAAUGGUGUGAGUGGGAACUGCACUAAGCCCUCUGUGCAGAGUGAUUGCUGUGGUAGUGAGGCUAGACUGGCCCUAACGCCAAGGAUGGCGCUUGCCUCCUAUGUGAAGGCAGCAGCCCAAGCUCUGUACAGUGGAGUUCAGUAGCUGGAUGGAUCAAAAAUUCCUUCUCAAAUUCCAUUUCGCGGGGGGGAUGAAUUGUUUGUUCCUUGGAACGUUCACUGGGCAAGGAACAAGUGUUUUCAAAGGUAGGGGAGAAUGGAGCACUCGGCUGGAGUAUGUUAGCACUCCUAGGAGGUGACAGCGGGCACACGAAAAGGAUGGCCAGCCGCCCCUGGAAGCUGGCAAUCUUGUGGGGCUUGCACAGGGUGUCUCCCAGCCUCAGGUACUCAGCCCACAGUACAGAUUCAGGCACCAGCAUGUAGCUCUCCAAACUAGGGCCUGAUCCCGGUGCUAGCGUUAAUACCCACGGCUUGCAAAGACUUCUGGCUGCUUUCAUAAAGCUCACGGGGGCCCAGAACUUAGGUUUCAGGUAGAGCAAGACUCUGCGAGCAGCACAGCUUCCCUUUGCCCUGCUGGGGCAUUGGGUUGAGCGCUGACAAAGCAGAAGCACCACCAUUCCCUGCAGCAUCUGGGACUCCCCUUCCAGAAGUGGCCCAGCCCAGCUGUACUGAAAUACCAAGAUCUGACAAGAAUUAGGCUGCCAGAGUCCUAGCUUAGUGUUAAUGUCGAAUAUAAACACUUGCCCUCAGCUAGGAAUUCGUGUCUGUGGGAACAGUCUCCAAGGAGCCUGAUGUGAGGCCGGGGGCUAGAGCUCUAGGCUGGAACUUGGGAGACUGGGUUUGAGUCCUUGCUCUGUGACAGGCUUCCGGCGUGACCUGGGGCAAGUCACUUGCAGCUGGAUUUUCAAAAGCACUUUUGAAAAUGGCACUAGUCUCUGCGCCUCAGCUCCCCCUCUAUAAAAUGGCAAUAAUGGCACUUUCCCAUGGCAUAUGAGCUGUGUGAAGAUUGGGAAGAUUGUGUGUGGAGUGAUCAGAUAGGAUGGUAAAAGGAGCCAGAUAUGUACCUUAGUUAGCUAGAGAGUCCACCAUGCAGUGUUUAAUCCCAUGUCUAGGCCCAGGAAAGUUAGUUUCAAGCCUCAGUAGUGGGUUUUCCUCAACCCUUAAAAACCAGCAUGAGAGCAAGAGCCACACUGGGCUGCUAUUCCCAUCUGGCUUCACCCAGCAGGGACAGGGACCUUCUGCAGCAAAGGGCUCAUGCGUCAGCUGGAGGAGACACUCCGCAGCUAUUUGCACAGAUGAGUAAAUCAGUGAGUCAUGCAGCUAUAACAAUUUACCUUCAAACUGGGAUAGCUGAGUUACUGACCCCACCCUUCCCUCUCUUCCCCAUGCUACACUAGCUGUAUCCACGCAGCAGAUAAGGCGAGUGAUUAAGGCAGGUUUCAGUGCGGUAAAUUUGUCAUGAAGCCUUCAGGCAGCAUCAGACAGAGGAGCAGUCAGCUCCUAGCAAGUGGGAACAGGCUUAAUCAGUUUGAGUGUGAAACUUCAGUGUAUCGUGAGACACAGAUUCUAAUCGGAGUAGCUAAUUACAAAGCAGCCAAGCAAUCGCAGAAAUUGUUUUUCAAACAUCUUCAGUGUAAUCAAAAAGAAGAAUGAGCAGUAAAUGGAGAAAGGCCUGGUUUUGACAAUCGGUUGGAGGAUACGAUACAGGGCAGCUUUUAUUUGACAAAGAGAUGUCUGUGUCUCAAGUACACCCUUUCAACAGCCACAAGUCCCCUCCUGCGUUUAGAUCUGAGCUGUGUUCCCUGCCUCUCGCAUGAUGAGCCAUGCUGUUAGGAAGUGGCUUUAGAAGCUCUUAUUUUAAAGCAAAAUUUCUGUUUCACUGAUGUUUGUAGUGGGGAAUGGUGCUGCCUCUCAUGAGGCAUUUAAUGUUGAGUCGCACAAGUAUACCAUCCUGAAAUGAGGGGGCUACUUUAAACAUUACUGUCCCCCACCCUCCCACGGUCAGUCUGACUCUUGAACAUGCUUCCAGAGAGUGGUGUGCAGCCAGCUUGGACAAUAUCAUCGUGUUCUCUCUGACACUAGUCUCCCUCAAGGGAAAGUGGCAGAGGUGAUUUAAAAAUGAACUUAGCAGUCGUGGAAGUUUUCCCCCCCAGCACCUCAGACAGGAAGUGCAGGUUUGUUUAACCAUGCAGUGCUACCCUGCUUCUUUGCUCAGUAGACAGCUUUGGGCUGGACAGACACAAGUAGAAGGUGGCUUCUUUCUUACGCCUUCCUAGUUGCCCAUAAACGUAUGCCUAGGGAAACAGAGGUCAGCUCUGAUACAUAUGGUUCAAUUUUAACAGAAGUAAGAGGACUUCAAUUUGAAGUAUGAUUUGAGCAUAAUAUUAGGAGCCAGAAAUUCCUUGAUUCUAAUCUCACUCCUUUACGAAAGAAAGAAAGAAAAACAAAAAUCCCCCUUAACGUCUGUGGAUUUGGACAAGUCACUUACCCUCUCUCCUUUGAUUCCUGAGCUCUACAAUGGGGAUAAAUACUGGGGCCUUGCGGAAUUGAAGAGCCCUGUAGACCUGCCAGCAUUUUGGAACAGAAGCCGCAUUUUCGGAACUCUGCCCCAUAACGCUGGAGCUGCUUGGCCACCUUUGGUUUAGUAGCUUGUUCACUGCCUCUUGCCACUUCUGCCACUGAUCUGCCACCAGGUUCCCCUGCGAGGCACCGCUGAGGACAUUAGUGGGAUGAAGAGCUGCAUCUGAAAUCUCCCAGCAUUUAGGUCAAGCUUAAAAUGAUAAAAUGUUUGAGAGAUUCUGGAAGGUGAGUUUAGGGCUGUUGGAAGCUGCAGGAUCUGCCAUCCCAGGGCUUGAUGGCCUCUAUCCAGCCAGAGAGCAGGGACAGCAGUGGGGCAAGAUUCCCCCCCACACCUUGGUAGGGAGCCUAACUCUGAUCAGGAGGGGCCUCCUCUAGCUCACCCUCCAUGGCCUAGCAAGUCAUUGGUUGCCAAAAAGGGGGUCAGUUAUGACAGCAGAAAGAGUCAGCCAUGCAAACUGGAACCAAACAGCAAGACCUCUGCGCCGGGUACCAGCCUCCUGCCCAGCAGGUCUCAGGGAGGGGGCCUUGCAUUAAGGUGGAUUUCUCUGACAUUGGCUGGUGCAUAAUCCGUUUAGCUCCAAGGUGAAUCACUGCAGUUUUCCUUUUAAGGAGAGCGCCGUCUGGGAGGAAGUGGGGGGAGGGGUUCAUUGAGACCUUCUCUGCCACGCCUAGUCGUUGCUCCAGGCUGAGACGCCAAGCCAAAAGCCGAUCCCGUCAGCAGAGCUGAACAGAGACUCGGAAGGCUCCCAGGGUGACUGCUGCUACUUUUCAAACCAGCCUCCUUGCAAAGUGGUCUCCUUUCCACCAGCGCUCCCAGCCAUGGCGAGAAACCACCAGGUGCAGAAAGCCAAGCUGGCCGAGCAGGCCGAGCGUUACGAGGACAUGGCUGAUUUCAUGAAGGCAGUGGUGGAGCAUGGGGAUGAGCUCUCCAAUGAGGAGCGCAACCUCCUCUCUGUCGCCUAUAAGAACGUGGUGGGAUGCCAGAGAUCCGCCUGGAGGGUCAUCUCCAGCAUCGAGCACAAGACUGAAGAGGGUGAUGACAAAGCGCAGCUGGUGAACGAAUACCGGGAGAAGGUGGAGGGGGAGCUGAAAGAUGUCUGCAACAUUGUCCUGGGGCUGCUGGACAAGUAUCUCAUUAAGAAAGCCAGCGAUGCAGAGAGCAAAGUCUUCUACCUGAAGAUGAAGGGAGACUACUUCCGAUACCUGGCCGAGGUAGCCACCGGUGAUGAGCGCAAAGACACCAUAGAAAAUGCUCAGAAAGCUUACCAGGAAGCAAUGGACAUCAGCAAGAAGGAGAUGCAGCCCACGAACCCCAUCCGCCUGGGGCUUGCCCUCAAUUUCUCCGUCUUCCAUUACGAGAUCGCCAACGCCCCAGAGCAGGCCAUCACGCUGGCCAAAACCACGUUCGAUGAAGCUAUGGGAGACCUCCACACGCUCAGUGAAGACUCGUACAAGGAUAGCACCCUCAUCAUGCAGCUGCUCAGGGACAACCUUACGUUAUGGACGGCAGAGUGUGCGGGAGAAGACGGUGGAGAAGCCGGAGAAGAGCCUAAGAACUGAACUGCAGCCCACCAAGCAAUGGUCACUCUCCCUGUCCCUCCUCCUUGUUUGUAAGACACGUCUCGGCUCCCAGAAGCUCUGCCUGGAUUCCAACAGCAAAGGGGACUGACUGGUCUGUGCGUAUGGUAUUCACAUGUUUUAUCUUGCCUUUUCUCAUGGCAGCUUUGGGACAAUUCCCCCUUCCCUGACCCUCCCCCCCUCUCCUUCCACAUUUCUUGUGAUCUUCCUGCUGGGGCAGUUACUGCUGUGGAAGAGCACUAAUAGCUUCACACAAACCUGGGUGUCCCACACAUUGUCAGUAACACCAGGGGUUCCUCAUCCCCCCAGCAUUGGGGCCUAGGGGUGCCUCCUGGCACUUAACAUUUAAAAAGGGGGAAGCUGAGUUUGGUUUUCAGGGUAAAGAUGCCAACACCUAGUCGAUCGCAGCUAGAGAGUGCGCUUUCCUUUGCUUUCUGUAGUGACUUAUUCUGCAGGGUUCCUCUCCAGCCUACUGGGUAUUCCUUGCAGUCAGUAGGAAGCUGGAGGUGUUGGGCCAUGGGGGUUCUUUGUAGUGGGUUAAGAAUGACAAACUUGAGGUGCCUCCUGUAUUUGUGUAUUGCCAAAGCCACUGCCUGCCUGUCCCUCUCCAAUAAAACUGCACUUACACUCCUGC
Messenger RNA from Chelonoidis abingdonii (Abingdon island giant tortoise), 5228 nucleotides. It is a transcript of the gene SFN, whose product is annotated as stratifin. The record is from RefSeq and is a predicted model, not a curated record. Lineage: Eukaryota; Metazoa; Chordata; Testudines; Testudinidae.